CUGCAAGCAAGUCUUCCGCUGGCCUGCAUCGCUUCCUGGUUCGAGCAAUUGGUCCUGUCUCUCUGCCCCCUACCGUCACCAUGGCCGACACCGAGGUUCCCCAUGCCACCUUCGACACCAUCCUCAUCCUAGACUUCGGGUCUCAAUACACGCAUCUCCUCACCCGGAGACUGCGCGAGAUCAAUGUCUACAGUGAGAUGCUGCCAUGCACUCAGAAGAUCGCCGACCUGCCCUUCAAGCCCAAGGGUAUCAUCCUGUCUGGCGGUCCCUACAGUGUCUACCAGGACGGCGCCCCCCACGCCGACCCCGCCGUCUUUGACCUCGGUGUCCCCAUCCUCGGUAUCUGCUAUGGCCUCCAGGAGAUGGCCUACCGCCUGGGCAAGGACAACGUCGACGCCGGCACCUCCCGCGAGUACGGCCACGCCGACCUCGAGGCCAAGAGACUCGACAAUCAGGGCCACGUCGACAAGCUGUUCGCCGGCCUCGAGGGCCACAUCAAGGUCUGGAUGAGCCACGGCGACAAGCUGGUCAAGCUCCCCGAGGGAUUCCACACCAUCGCCACUACCGCCAACUCCGAGUACGCCGGCAUUGCCCACGCCACCAAGCCCCUCUACGGUGUCCAGUUCCACCCUGAGGUCACCCACACCCCCCUCGGUACCGAGAUCCUCAAGAACUUCGCCGUCAACAUCUGCGAGGCGCAGCAGAACUGGUCCAUGUCCAAUUUCGUGGACCAGGAGAUCGUCCGCAUCCGCAAGCUGGUCGGCGAGACUGACCACGUGCUGGGUGCCGUCAGUGGUGGUGUCGACUCCACCGUGGCCGCCAAGCUCAUGAAGGAGGCCAUCGGCGACCGCUUCCACGCCGUGCUCGUCAACAACGGCUGCAUGCGCCUCAACGAGUGCGCCAUCGUCGAGGAGACCCUCAACAACCACCUGGGCAUCAAUCUGACCGUGGUGGACGCCUCCAAGCGCUUCCUGGACGGCCUCAAGGGCGUGACGGAGCCCGAGCAGAAGCGCAAGUUCAUCGGCGGCACCUUCAUCGACGUCUUCGAGGAGGAGGCCCAGAAGAUCGAGGCCAAGACCGAGCACCAGGGCGCCAAGGUCAAGUGGUUCCUCCAGGGUACCCUGUACCCCGAUGUCAUCGAGAGUAUCUCCUUCAAGGGUCCCUCGGCGACCAUCAAGACCCACCACAACGUGGGUGGUCUGCCCAAGCGCAUGAUGGAGGGCCAGGGCAUGAAGCUGAUCGAGCCUCUCCGCGAGCUGUUCAAGGACGAGGUCCGGGCGCUGGGUCGCCAGCUGGGCAUCGCCCACGAGCUGGUGAUGCGCCACCCCUUCCCGGGCCCCGGCAUUGCCAUCCGUGUCCUGGGUGAGGUCACCCCGGAGCGGGUGGAGAUCGCGCGCAAGGCGGACCACAUCUUCAUCUCGAUGAUCCGCGAGGCGGGUCUGUACGACCAGAUCGCGCAGGCGUACGCCGCCCUGGACCCCAGCAAGGCGGUGGGUGUCAUGGGUGACAACCGGGUUUACGCGGAGAUCAUCAUCCUGCGUGCCGUCGAGACGACCGAUUUCAUGACUGCCAGGGCAUUCCCCUUCGACAACGAGUUUCUGAGCCAGUGCUCGACCCGGAUCAUCAACGAGGUCCACGGCGUGUCCCGUGUUCUGUAUGACAUUUCCAGCAAGCCUCCUGCGACGAUUGAGAUGGAGUAAACGUGUAGUUACGAGCUUAAAGUCUUUCAUAUUUAGAGGAACGGAGUUUCACGGUUCG
Molecule: messenger RNA, 1758 nt
Organism: Aspergillus heteromorphus CBS 117.55
Lineage: Eukaryota; Fungi; Ascomycota; Eurotiomycetes; Eurotiales; Aspergillaceae
Gene: gua1
Product: GMP synthase (glutamine-hydrolyzing)
Exons: 8
Coding region: 81-1700 (539 amino acids)
Biological process (GO): GMP biosynthetic process
Cellular component (GO): cytosol
Molecular function (GO): GMP synthase activity; GMP synthase (glutamine-hydrolyzing) activity; ATP binding
Source: RefSeq, a predicted model, not a curated record